AUGCGCUUGUAAUUUGUAUAUAUUUUAUGUUUGUGUGGGUAGUUAUAUGCUGGGUAAUUUGUCGGUCUAACUACAUGAUUAUGGCACUUUAAUAUAAAAAACAAAUUUUUAGAUAUUCUUAACUCUAAUGGUUUUAUAAAAAUAUGAAUGAUUACUUAAAAAUUUCAUGUCUUUAGUUGUCAUAUGUAUAUUUUUCAAAUCAUUUGUGAUUUCUGUUUAUAAAUUUUGAAAAAAUCAAAAUUUAAAGCCGGUAUGUUAAACUAAGCAUUCUCAGCUUUUCAACACAUUCUAAGUAUGCUAAAUUUUAGCUGCUAAUUUUAGUGAUUUUUUUAGUCAAGAUGAUGGAUUCACCGACCACCCCACCAGGUUAUAUGUCUGAAGAUGGUGACAACAAUGAAUCUCAUAGUAUGAGCCCUAAUCCUACGGUAAUGGGGGUUCUUGAUACUCAACCUGUUCUUUAUUGUGAGCCUGUAUUUUGGUGUUCAAUAAGUUAUUAUGAGCUCAACACAAGAGUAGGCGAAACAUUUCAUGCAUCUCAACCUUCUAUAUCUGUUGAUGGUUUUACAGAUCCCAGCAAUUCAGAAAGAUUUUGCUUAGGUCUUCUAUCUAAUGUUAAUAGAACUACUGUAGUUGAACAAAUCAGACGACAUAUAGGAAAAGGUGUUCGGCUUUAUUAUAUCGGUGGUGAAGUUUUUGCUGAAUGUUUAAGUGAUUCUAGUAUAUUUGUUCAAUCUCCAAAUUGUAAUCAAAGAUAUGGCUGGCACCCAGCUACUGUUUGUAAAAUACCUCCAGGGUGUAACUUAAAAAUUUUUAACAACCAAGAAUUUGCAUCACUCCUUUCACAAUCUGUUAGUCAAGGAUUUGAAGCAGUUUAUCAACUUACUCGAAUGUGCACCAUACGUAUGUCUUUUGUUAAGGGCUGGGGAGCAGAAUACAGACGACAAACUGUUACUUCUACACCAUGCUGGAUAGAAUUACACCUAAAUGGACCAUUACAAUGGUUAGACAGGGUUCUUACUCAAAUGGGAUCACCACGUCUAACGUGUAGUUCAAUGUCUUAAUUUAUGAAUUUUUAAGUGUACCACCUUAAUGUUUUUUUUUUUUUUGAAAAUGUAAAUAAUCUUUGAAUGGCUGUCUAGUUUAAGAUGUGAGUUUAACAUUUAUUUUAAUUUUUAACAUUAUCUACUAACUUAAUAAAGAUAGGUUUUAUUUUUCAAAAAUUAAGAUACAUUUUUUUAUUAGAUUAUGCAUAAUCUAUUUUAAAAAUUUUAGUAGUAGAUUUUUAGCCUACGAAUGUAAAAAUAAAAAAUAUAUAUUACUUGCUUUUCUCUGUUAAAUAUUGAUUUUAAGUAACAUGACAUUUUAUUUUUGGGCAUA
Messenger RNA from Daktulosphaira vitifoliae (grape phylloxera), 1377 nucleotides. RefSeq names its product mothers against decapentaplegic homolog 3-like. Gene Ontology annotation, cellular component: heteromeric SMAD protein complex. Lineage: Eukaryota; Metazoa; Arthropoda; Insecta; Hemiptera; Phylloxeridae. Gene Ontology annotation, molecular function: RNA polymerase II cis-regulatory region sequence-specific DNA binding; DNA-binding transcription factor activity, RNA polymerase II-specific; I-SMAD binding. The record is from RefSeq and is a predicted model, not a curated record. Gene Ontology annotation, biological process: BMP signaling pathway; regulation of transcription by RNA polymerase II; anatomical structure morphogenesis. The transcript is spliced from 6 exons. The coding region runs from base 339 to 1061 and encodes 240 amino acids.